Molecule: messenger RNA, 1402 nt
Organism: Panicum virgatum (switchgrass)
Lineage: Eukaryota; Viridiplantae; Streptophyta; Magnoliopsida; Poales; Poaceae
Product: NAC domain-containing protein 67-like
Exons: 2
Coding region: 215-1030 (271 amino acids)
Biological process (GO): regulation of DNA-templated transcription
Molecular function (GO): DNA binding
Source: RefSeq, a predicted model, not a curated record
UCCCACCUCGCCCCCUCGCUUUGACCCCCCGGCGCCCGCGAACCUUCGUGCCCUUGACCCCUCCACCCUCCUCCCCUCUCUCUAUUUAUCCCCCUUCCCCCUCCGCUCCCCGCCUCCCCAAGAACCCCCCACUCCACUCCACUCAACCCGCCUCAGCCGCAGCCGGCCACCCCACCCACCGCAAGGAGCGAGAGCCACCAACCAAGAAGCAGCCAUGGUGACGGCGGCGGCCGCGACGCAGCGCCGUGACGCCGAGGCGGAGCUGAACCUGCCCCCGGGCUUCCGCUUCCACCCCACCGACGAGGAGCUCGUCGCGCACUACCUCUGCGCGCGCGCCGCCGGGCGCAGCGCGCCGGUGCCCAUCAUCGCCGAGGUCGACCUCUACCGCUUCGACCCCUGGGAGCUCCCCGAGCGCGCCCUCUUCGGCCGCCGCGAGUGGUACUUCUUCACGCCGAGGGACCGCAAGUACCCCAACGGCUCCCGCCCCAACCGCGCCGCCGGGACCGGGUACUGGAAGGCCACCGGCGCCGACAAGCCCGUCCAGCACGGGGGCCGGACCCUGGGGAUCAAGAAGGCGCUCGUCUUCUACCACGGGAAGCCUUCGCGCGGGAUCAAGACCGAGUGGAUCAUGCACGAGUACCGUCUCGCCGACGCCGGCGGCAAGAAGCCCGGCAACGGCUCGCUCAGGCUGGACGACUGGGUGCUGUGCCGCCUGUACAACAAGAAGAACGAGUGGGAGAAGAUGCAGCAGCAGAAGGAGAAGGCAAUGGAGUCGGAGGCGUCGCUCUCGCACUCCCACUCCGACACGCGCACGCCGGAGUCGGAGAUCGACGACGACACGUUCCCGGGGCUGGGCUCGCUGCCGGAGUUCGACGACAUGGGCCCCGCCCCCGCCGGCGCCGUCCUGCCCAAGGAGGAGGUGCAGGACUUCGGCAACCUCGGCGGCGACGACUGGCUCGCGGGGAUCAACCUCGACUACCUGCAGGUGCCCGGGGACGCCGACUUCUUCAACAACAUGCCGCUAUUCUGAACCUGAGCUCUGCUCUGCUCUGCUCUGCUCUGCUCCGACCCCGAGGAGGGAUGCAGCUGCAACUGUGAAUAGUUCAGAUUUGCUUUCCAUUCAGAGAAACAAAACUCCCUGCUAAUGCCUGGUUGUGGUGCCGUAGACCGUAGUGGUGUAGUGCAGAAGUAGUGGUAUGCAGGUCAGCAUGGAUUGGAGUCCUGUGUAGGAUUGAAGCUCAUCAUUGGAGCUUGCGAUCAGUGACAAAAUUCUUUCGUUUCUGGUUCAGUAAUUUAUCAUCUCUUAGAUUUGUUCCUUCAGAAUUCAGAUGGGCAAACAGCAUUCAGCCAUUUUAUGUUCGUUCCUUGUCUCUGAAUAUUGGAUGGUCAUCCCGUUUCUGCU